Messenger RNA from Tigriopus californicus, 1352 nucleotides. RefSeq lists its product as uncharacterized. Gene Ontology annotation, molecular function: protein binding. The record is from RefSeq and is a predicted model, not a curated record. The transcript has 4 exons. Bases 27 to 1232 code for a protein of 401 amino acids. Lineage: Eukaryota; Metazoa; Arthropoda; Copepoda; Harpacticoida; Harpacticidae.
UUACAAAGCUUCGAUCAAGACACACCAUGCUACUCAAAUGUCUGGUUUGCAUGCUCAUUUGUAUCACGGUCAUAACAAUAGCUGCACUAUCUGAUUCUUACUCCAGUUCGGCUAUUUUCCAAAUUCACGCCUUCACUUGUGAUCAAGACUUAUUUGAUGAUGCAAAUGAGGGGAGUAGCCUAGAUCUUCUCACAUCUACAUCAUUGUGUCUUUCCUCUCCGAUUGACCUAAAAUGUAUAGGAGUGAGAUGCAACUCCUCCUCAACCAAUUGCAGAAUUAUUCAUAGGCCGAUUGACUCUGUCCAUUGCCUUAGAAAACUUGGAAAUUCUCAGGAAACCCUCUUCUUGAUGGAAAAUGUUAUUAGCCAAAACGCUGCCCUAACCAUGAUUGAUUUGAACAUGGGACGCCUUGUGCCAAUAUCAAAUGCUGAAGCCGUACCCAUUUCAGCUACUCCGAUUUCCUCACAAAGAUUGCAUACACAGUUUGGAAGCGACAUUUUGCUUUGUUCUGAGACGACAAAGGAAUGUCAGGCUUGGACGGCAGAGACCAACCAAUGGAACGCAUUCCCCCCUUUGUCUGAAGAUCAUAUUGAAGGAUCCAUGAGCCUCAUUGGCGAAAAGCCAAUUGUGAUUGGAGGAAAAUUCAAUGGGAUUGACGUAAAUCAUGGAACUGUGGAAAUCUAUGAUAAAAACAAGAAGCAAUGGAUGCUUGGACCUAUUUUAGUUCCCAUCCGUAGGACACAUACGGCAUUAGUUUUGAACGAGACUUCCUUGUUGGUCAUUGGAGGCUAUAACGGCAUGAUUUUGAAUUCCGUCAAAAUUUUGAACAUUAUUGCUAUGGAUUGGAAAGAUCUUGAUGAUCUUCCGAUUGGAACGUACGCUGGGGUGUGUGGCGUCCUCAACUUGAUCUACAUCGUGUGCAUUGGAGGAGAACAACCUGAUGGGGUAACAGGUACUGCAUAUGCUUUGAACAUGUCCUUGAUGAACCCAGAAUGGGAGAGGAAGUCGCUGUUUGAUACCGAAGAACCUAUUAGAGAUGGAUUUAUUUUUCAAUCGGAGGCUCUUAUGUUUUCCAUGACUCUGCGUACAACUAACUCUGGAGCAGCCAGGACAUUAAGACGGAUGAAUUUGACUAUUGACACCCCUGUAUGGGAAGUUAUUGCAACUUAUCCAGAGUCAUCCUUCACGCAUGUGUCCCCCUACAUCACCAACGGUUUCAUAAUUCACCCAUAAUUUGUGCCAGGAAAACAAAGUGUAUUGAACAUAUGGGCGCAAAAUGAUAACUACAGUAAAUGCUUCUUGGAAAAGUGAAAUAAGAAAUAAAGAAAUCCAGAUCAAGCGUAAGUUUUGGCU